Helobdella robusta is the source of this 1074-nucleotide messenger RNA. RefSeq lists its product as hypothetical. The record is from RefSeq and is a predicted model, not a curated record. Bases 1 to 1074 code for a protein of 357 amino acids. Gene Ontology annotation, molecular function: oxygen binding; heme binding. NCBI's taxonomy places the organism in Eukaryota, Metazoa, Annelida, Clitellata, Rhynchobdellida, Glossiphoniidae. The transcript is spliced from 4 exons.
AUGAAUAACACAGGAAAAACUACUGAAGAUACAACUCUUCAAACAAGUACUGAAAAACAAGGCGUGACUCUUCAAGUCCUAGAAAUAUUUCGCAAUUUCUGCGGAUGUUUCAAUAAAAAACCGACACUUUUCGGUAACCAGGUGGAGCCGAGUCAGCCGAUCAGCAUGCCGAAAGCCGUCAUCACAUCUCGGACCGACCAACCUGUGGUCAAACAUCUGACGGAAGGCGAAAUUUAUAAUUUUGAAAAGAUAUGGAAACAUGUUCAAAAAAAUUUACCUGAAAUCGGAAAGAAUAUGUUCAAAGAAUUAUUUACUAAAAACCCGGCUCUGAGCGAAAAGUUUGACAAAUUUCGAGGUAUGAAGGGGGAAGCGCUGUUAGAAAGUGUUGCCCUGGACGUGCAUGGGAUGGUGGUGAUGAAUACGAUGGAUGAGAUGGUCAGUCACAUGGACGAGGGGUCAAAGUUCAUUGAGGAAAUCUUAGAGGAAGUUGGAAUGUCCCAUGCCAGAUUUGGAUCGCAGAUAAAAAUUGACGACUUUUGGGAAUUAGAGGAUCCUUUAGUGAACGCCAUCGUCAAGGUCACACCAGGCAUUAAUCAGAAUGCAUUGAAACUGACCAGGAAGGUGAUCAGGUUCAUCAUAACAGGAAUCACGAAGGGAUUCAAGGAUGAAUGGAUUAAGAACGGAGAGAUCUUGGAAAAAAUAGACAACAAAGAUCCGUCUACAUUCUCCUCAUUCUACUCUGGUUCACACAAGAAGCCGGAUCUGAGCGAAAUCAUCGAGAAGGACAUGGAAGAGAAGAUACAGACUAAUGAAAUGUUGCACCACCAUCAUCACGGCCACCACCACCACCACCACCACGGUGAUCAUCAUCGUCAUCGUCACCACGAAAACGAAUUAGUGAUGGACAGUGUCUCCGGGGUCUGGUCGGUGGCUUCCUAUUCCAGUAACAGGAAGAGUAGUCCAUCUGGUCACUUGUCAACAGCUACAAGAAAGUCCGAGGCUAGAAACAGUACUGUCAGUCACUUGAGUGGGAGGAGUCUGGCGGUUACGUCACCCAAUCAAUAUCAUCCCUAA